AUGGCUCUGGGUCGACCAUCAUACCUGCAUGAUGCCAACACGACCACCCUCAUGCUGACGGCCUCGGAUUUUGAAGACUGUAAUCCAGAUUCCGGCAACGAUGCGGCUGGGAGACCUGAGUUGGUUACAGGGAUCCACUGCUUUGUCGCCAUGGCCGAAUUGACUGUCAUUCUCAACGAGGUCCUGGCCAUCUUUUUCACAAUCAGCUCCGUGGUCAGCCUGCGCGACGCCACGGGCGAGCACAUCAUUGCAUUGUCCGACAGCAUCGAGGCGAAGCUCGAGAGUUGGCGUGCCGUAUAUCUCGACCAGAUCCUGACACAACGGUUUUUCCCUGAUGUGACUGGUGAGAAAUUACUUGAUAUCCGUCGUAGCUUGGAGCUCGCCUACAUCACCGUCCGGGUCAUGUUGCUUCGCGGUAUAUUUCCGAAGCUGUACCGACGGAAUUUACCUCUGGAUAAUCAAGACGCCCGGGCUGUCGAAGUCACGUCCCGCGCGAUAUCGUUGGUGGAGACUCUGCAGAUCAACCGUCUCAGUGCGUUCUGGUGGUCUUGCUCGGGCUUCAAUUUUGCUCUCGUCGGUACCUUCAUGGCCAGCCUGAAGCGACUAUCGACCGAUCCCAUACGCGCGCGUUACUGGGAAGAGCGACUGCAGUAUUAUCGAAAGCUUCUCACGGCGCACGGGGUGAGUUUCUGGCCUGCCAAGUUCGCCGCAACCGCGUUGGAGCUCAUGGCGAAGAAUCUGAAGAAGGCCACCAGUGGUGUUGUGACCGAAAAUGCCGAUGGCGGUAGUACCAGCAAUGGCGGUGCCGGGUUGGACGGGUUUCUCGACGCGUUUACAUCUCCCGGGACGUCGUGGUCAGGAGUAUCAUAUGAUUUCUUUCCUCAUAAUCUCACCGUGUUGAACGAGGCGGAUCUCUCAGCAGAUUGGGCCGUCGGCGGCGGAGAAGGGUUUCAAUGGCAGUCGAUGAAUCUCGGAUAG
Capronia coronata CBS 617.96 is the source of this 978-nucleotide messenger RNA. RefSeq lists its product as uncharacterized. The record is from RefSeq and is a predicted model, not a curated record. The transcript has 3 exons. Bases 1 to 978 code for a protein of 325 amino acids. NCBI's taxonomy places the organism in Eukaryota, Fungi, Ascomycota, Eurotiomycetes, Chaetothyriales, Herpotrichiellaceae.